Chaetura pelagica (chimney swift) is the source of this 2985-nucleotide messenger RNA. It is a transcript of the gene MIS18BP1, whose product is annotated as MIS18 binding protein 1. Lineage: Eukaryota; Metazoa; Chordata; Aves; Apodiformes; Apodidae. The transcript has 17 exons. The coding region runs from base 1 to 2985 and encodes 994 amino acids. The record is from RefSeq and is a predicted model, not a curated record.
AUGGACAACACAAACGACCACACUGACAACACGAGCAGUGCCACAGACUUACUUGGCACUCGGGUCCCUCAGAACCCAACUGUGAAAGCACUGUCCACAGACCCUCUGGUGUUGGAGUCCCCUCAGAAGUUCUUCCUGCGCAUGAAGCAGAAAUUGCAGCAGCAGAAGCAACAAGGUCCAACACCUUCCAACCCAGUCAGGCAGAACAUUCCUCCUUCCACAACUACAGAAGUGCCAUUAGUCAAACCUGCUUUUUCUGAGCAGCUCAGGAAUUAUCAUCUGGAGUGUGUGGACAAUGAUAAGGGUGAUGAGGAUAAUUUCCUUGUGGAAUCAAUGGAUGCUGAUGAUGAAAUGUCUGUCAAUACAGUGACUACUUCUGUAAUCUCUGCCCCUGUCAAAAAUGGGGAUCAGUUACAAGAAAGGCGGGGAAAUGGAAAAGCAAAACAUACUGAACUUCAUCAAGACAGAAGAGAGUUACAGCCACGUCAUAAGCAAGCUGCUCAUGAAGUGGGAAAGAUACUGGAGAACAAUUCUGAAGAGCUCUCCCAGUGCUUUCUUGAUAUUCUGCUCUCUCCUCCCAGAGUCCACAUUCCAAGGAAGGAAAAGGCAAAAGAAGGCUCUAAGGUCGCUUUGGAAAAACGUCCUACAGAUCAAGUUGUUGGCAAAGCAGACAAAGAGAAAAAUGUCUGCCUAACCAGCUGGAGAAUUAGGGUGAUGGAUGGCAACACAGCAAUAUAUGUUGAAGGAAAACGGAAGGAUAUGAAGAACCUGCCCUGGCGCAGUAACGCCAUCACGGAGCGCGUCGCCCACAACCAGGUGAAAACAUCAUCUGGCAACAUCUACCUGCUGGAGGGAAACAUGGAUGAAACUUCCAUGAGUAAAGAAGGAUUUCCCUACCGUUUCAUCAGAAGAUUCAAAUAUGGAUUUUCCAGAAAGUGGAAGGAAUAUGUUGAGGAGUUUCUUAUGGAAAGAAGAAGGAAAGAACGCAAACAAAACACCAGUGAGGGUGAAGAUGAAGACAGUGACUCGGUGGGUACGGACGUGUUGGAAAAUGCAAAAGGCUCAGCAAGAGAUGUAAAGAAACCUGAAACCAGGAACACCACCUAUGAAGUGUCACCGAAGAAUGGUGAGAAUGCUUCUGUGACACCACCCCCACGGGACAGUUCUGUGCUGAACGACGGAGUUUACACGCGCAGCGGGCGCCGCGUUCAGCCGCCGCUGAACUUCUGGUGUGGGCAGCGAGAGUUUGUGGAUCAGGAACUCAACGUCACUGUCCAACAGGGUGGGAUCGACUAUUUGAGCAUGAUGUUCAGUACCACAAAACACAAAAAACCCACCAGAUCUACCUCUAAGAAGAAUACAGGAAAGAAAGAAAUGAAGACAACAGAAGAAACAUCAAAAAGCCAAAGUAAAGGGAAAAACCAUGAGAAAGAAGUAAGUUCCAUAAGAGAGACCAAGUCUGCUGGAAGCAAGGAGGCCAGGCGCUUUGUUUCAGAUGAUGAGGAGGGUGAUGGUGCAGUCACUAGAACAAAAGCUAAAGCACAGCUUUCUGUCAGGCUGACUCCCCUGAAUACUGCAGCACUAAACGAACAUCACUCCAAGAGCAGAACCUCAGCAGUGACAAAGGAAAAAGGAGGAACAGAGUAUCGAGAACUGACUUUGUCUCGGGAGACUUUCAGGUACUCUUUAAGGUCAGUCAAACCACUUCAAGGCAAGCAUUUAACAGAAAAAUCAUCAAGCAAAGAUGAGGAAGAAGAAUCCAGUGAAGAUAUGCCACUGUUUAUCAAAAGGAAGAAUAAACCUCUAUUAAAACAUGAGGUGCAAAACUCUAAACCUUCCUCUAACUAUAAAAGUUCCCAGCAUGAUGCAAACAAGGUGCCAUGUGAACAAAGGGCAGCAAAACACUCUGCUGCCUCCCUUGAUGGGCCCUUGAGGCAAAGUGUGACCACAUCCACUGAUGGUUCUGAUUUAUUUGAAGGAAAAACAACUAAUGAGUCUAGUAAUUCCCAUCUGCCUGAUAAGGAAACAAGGACAAGAAGAAGAACCAACUCACAGACUUACUUGCUUUCAUCUGACACUGAGUCUGAAGCCAGUGAAGAGGAAUUUCAAGUAAAAAAACAAAACACAAAUGCAUCUGGCAAAAAACCAAACUGUCAAGUUUCUCAUACUGCCAAGUCUUCAGCAGGAAAAUCAAGAGAACCUGAGAGGGAGAAGGUGCAGAAAUCUCUAGAACUUUUUCCAAGGGCGACAGAUGGUUGGUCUGAAAAGGAGUUACAGAAGCUCUACAGGGCCGUCGCCUCCUUCCCCAAGCACCGCGGCGGCUUCUGGCUGGAGGUGGCCAUGGCCGUGGGGUCCCGCUCUGCUGAGGAGUGCCAGCACAAGUAUGUGGAAGAGCAACAGGCAAAAGGUGGAAAAACGCAGGCCAAGAGGACAGCCACUUCAGGAAAACCAGGAAAGAAAGAAAAGAAAGAGCCAGUUACAAUAAAUGCCAAAGUGGGAACCUUCAAAAGAAAGCAGCAGAUGAGAGAUUUCCUGGACCAUUUGCCAAAGGACAACCACGAUGAUAUUUUCACUGCGACGCCCUUUCAGAACAGAAGAGUAAAGUUGCCAACGUUGCGAGGAAGCCGAGAUGAUGAUGAUGACUUUGCACUUACGGAUCACCCCCUCACCCCCUCCUCAGCUGUCUUCCCAACGGUGAAAACUCCUCAGUGUGGGCAUAUCAGCCCUGGGAUGCUGGUACCCAUCAACAGGAACGACUGCGACAGGCACGUGUUCAGGAUGCAGAAGAACACACGGGGCAGCAAAGGCACCUGGGACAACAUCAAGAAGUCGGCUGGAGGGCUGCUCGGGACACCAGCGUCACACAGAACCAAGUUCAGUUUUGAGAAAAAAAGGCCUCAGAGCCCCGGGGUGGGGAAGCUCUUUGCAGCGGAGGCAACAGAUUCAUCAGAGGAAGAACAGGCCGAUUCCUACUGCUCCCUUUGA